AUGCUCCUAUCGCUCGACCAGUUCUCCAUGGCACAGUUGAGCGACAAGUACGGACCCUCCCCUGGAUCGCGCUCACAUACUUUUGACGAAGCCUCGCCCCAGUUUGGCGCCGCCGAGCAGACACGGAGCUGGGUCGCUGCCAAUUCUGUCGCAGGACCACCUCGAGUCAACGGACACCAAUACUCCUAUAGCUCCGACCUGGAGGGAGCAGACGAUUCUAGCCGCAUCUCGAGCCGCGGCCGACGAAGCAACAGCAGUUCCAAUUUCCAAUCGAGCUUUCCGCGCCUCAAUAGCGUUCGCGAGGGGCACCGAAGUGGUUCAUCGAGAGCCAUGCAUUCAAGAGGGGGCAAGCCGGGCAGCAAGAGCAGCAGCACCACCAGCGUCGAUGCUGGAUACGCUCAGGUCCUUGGUAGUCAGCGAUGGGCGCGCGGGUUUGGAAGAUCUGCCAGCUUCGACUACGGACCUCAAGCACCACAGCAGAGCGCCCCCGUCGCCGAACCCACCCCCUUCCGAGUCGAGUUUCCAAACAACUUUCUCGCCGAUGAAUACGACGCUGCCCCGACUCCAACGGUCCCGGGCGGCCCGCGACGGGAGCCGUCGAUCCCAACGAUGCCGACAAUGUCUACGGUACCGCCACCUCCGCCCGCACCCCUGGAGCCGCCUCCCCUCGAGCACAAACGCAGCAGCCGUUCGUUAAAGAGCUCUUCCGGGCGCAAACCUCCCAAUACACGGGAUAAUGCACCUGCAGUUCCAGCUCUAGACCUUGAUUCAGCACCUGCACCCCAUAUUGGGUAUGAAAAAUCCAAGGAUGUGGCCGUGCACAGCGGCCCAGCGCCUGCGACACCUGCACCUGCACCCGUGAAGGAGCGCCCUGGAUUUUUCAGGAGGGUCUUUGGUUCCUCCAGAGGCAACUCACAUAACAGCAACCACGACUCGACAACAACAACUCAAACCCCACACUCGACCACUUCUGCCGACCACUCCAAGAUGGUCUCCAAUGGCUCGACGCCGCCCUCCCGAGAUACCUCUUCCUCGCAUUCACACCACCCUGUGCUGCAAAAGAAACCAUCAUCGUUCUUCCGCCGCCGAAAGAAGUCCGUCACUGACGAUCCUCCCCCUCUGCCCACGUCGAUACCUACACCUCCCGUGCCUACAGUUGCUCCCAUCGCUGUCCCUCCCGAACGCGAACGAGACCUGGGUAAUUCUCUGCCUCAGCCUAGCCCUGUUAGCAGCUUGCGAAAGGUCAUGAACCCGUAUCUGCGAAACAGCCAGGCUGUCCAGGGCACUCCUCAAGGCCCCUCUCCCCUUGCCGACAUCUCCAACGUAACUCCCGAUCAUGUCGACAAUACACCCGAGAGGGAAGUCUACAAGAGAGACUUUUCCCCUGAUUAUUCGCCAAGCCCCAACGCCAGGAUCCGGGCAGUACGAUCCGAUUCUGAUGAGUACCUGUCCAAGCGAAAUAACACACCCUCGCGUCCCCCACCCGAGAGGCCUACUAAGGCCAUCGAGACGCGCAACAACUCCUUCCUGAACCUGGACGGAGUUAGCGACAACGAUGAUGACCAGGGAAGCCCUUCAAACCGGAAGCUUUCCAACAAGGUCAAGAAGUCAUUCCAGCGACCGGAACAGACUGAUUCAGAAGACGACCCCAACCGUUCAGCCCUUGCAUUGCCUAUUGAAGGUGCACGAGCGACAAGCCCUGCAUCAGUAUCAACCGGCACAGACUACAAGUCUGCCCUCAGCGCCCCUCCUAGCGUGAGAAUAGAGAGCUCGGCAGACCCUAGUCCCAAGGUGUUGGGCACAUUCGACGCUAUCAAGACCAAUGCCCUUGACGAGCCCGAUUUCGUUAUUGGCGAUCCGACCGAGGAUGAUAAGCAAAAGGCACAGAAGAUCUAUGAUGGAAAUGAGGACUUUGUCUCGAAAGAAAAGGCGGCUGCUUGGAUGGGUGAAGAAGGUCCAAUCAGGCAACGCACCCUGCAAGCCUACAUGGAGUUGUACGACUUUACCAACCGCAGCAUCGUUCAUGCUCUGCGACAAGUAUGCGGACGAUUGGUGUUCCGUGCAGAAACUCAACAGGUGGACCGCAUUCUCGUGGCCUUCUCCAAGAGAUGGUGUGACUGCAAUCCCAACCAUGGGUUCAUAGUGACUGAUGUGAUCCACACCAUUUGCUACUCGAUCAUGCUGCUCAACACUGACCUGCAUCUGGCUGAUAUCGAGCAGAAGAUGACCCGCAGUCAAUUCAUCAAGAACACCAUGACAACCAUCACGCAGGCCGUAGAGGAAUCGGCCCCUGAUGUGUUUCAUAGGCCAAGUGUUCUUCCAGACAAGAGCUCACUUGCAACUGGCGAGAACCACGAACAACCCCCCGAACAAGAUCGAAGGUCCUUCAGGAACUCGUUCAGACCCCCGCCUCGUGCAGACUCUGGAACUCUCCCUUCAGAGGGUGACGAGGAUUGUGGCCCAUUAGUCAAGUCCCGAUUCAAUGGAAGCAAGAAGGCGUGGGAAGAACUGAUUGAAGUUGUUCUCAAAGGCAUUUACACAUCCAUUAGAGACGAGCGUCUGCCAUUGUUUGGCGCCGAGGCUGAGAAGAAUCUGAGCCUUCCACAGUCGAAUAGCGGAGGGCUCUCUGUCAUGGGAAUGCUGAAGAGAAGCCCUAGCGUCCUUAGCAAGGCACCGUCAGAGAGUCAGCUGUCGGUUCGUGGUCGUAUUUCAGAGAACGGUAGGGCCAACACGGCGAGAUGGACAUCCAAGAGCCGAUCUCGACCCGGUCUUGGCCGCAAUGGAUUCUCGUCUAGUCGUACUAGCUUCGACGACGGGAAUUCACUCUGGAGCCACACUGUAUCGUCAGCCACCUGGAGCCGCCAUUCUCUUGGAAGGACUCAGACGUCAGUUUCUCAGGAUUCAUUUGGCUCAGCCUUGCCCCGGGGCGAUUAUCAGCAGUCGAUUGGCUUUGCAAACGCCCUGAGCCAAGCCAUCAUCCGAGACGAGGACGCAUAUGGGGAGACGGCUCCAUCGAUUUUGAGCGCCGAUCUUCCAUCUACACAGCUUCUUGAAGACGACUCUCUUGAACUUGCUGGACCACCAUGGGUCAAGGAGGGAAUUGUCACCCACAAGCACCAUUUGGAUGGCGUGGACAAGAAGGCCAAGGACAGGCACUGGUCCGAAGUGUUUGCUGUCGUCCAGAAGGGACAAAUGAGUUUGUUCUCUUUCCAACCAAACAAGUCGGUUCGGCAGAGGAACCGCAGCAGACAUGGUGGGCCUCCUGCGAUCGUGGGAGGCGGCAACUGGCAAGACAAUGCAACGAAUCUGGGAACGUUUAACCUUCGUCAAACUCUUGCAUCUGCACUUCCACCGCCAGGCUACUCUCGCACGCGCCCCCAUGUCUGGGCACUCAGUCUGCCUAACGGUGCUGUUCACCUGUUCCAAGUUGGCACACCUGAGAUUUGCAAGGAGUUUGUCAACACGGCGAACUAUUGGAGUGCUCGACUGAGCACUCACCCGCUGACGGGCGGCAUCAGCAACAUUGAAUACGGAUGGAGCGAGGCUAUCGUUAACAACGCCUUGGUCGCCGCUAUCAAUGAGACGUCAACGACGACUACAACCGGCGGCAAGACGUCGCGCCCCAGCAGCAGCGCGGCCCAUGGCCGAAGAUCAAGUGUCAACAGUGGUAGCUUCCGAGGAUCAAGCUUCGACCAUGUUGCUGGUGCUUUUACCAACAACAGUGGACGAGGCAAGCUCCCUGGCGACCGCAUUCACAUCGCAGAGUGGGCACCACCAACCCAGAGCAUGCGUCCCAGCAAUUCGCCAGAAGCAGAACAGCUUCAAACCUUGGAUGCCUAUGUCAAGAGCAUCGAGGCAGAGCUACAGGCUCAUAACCAACUACGUAGCCCUAUGCUUUUGGCAUUUACUCCUAGGGGUGGCAAUGCUGUCAAGGCCAUGGCUAACUGGGAGCGGAAGAGUGCGUAUCUGCUCCGCGAGAUCGUCAAAUUCAGGACAUACGUCGACUGCCUUCAGCAGGCCGACUCUAGAAAACAGGAGAUUUACUCGGAGAGGGACCUUGCGCAGCGAGCUGCCCGAGGUGAGCUCAGUGACGGCGAGAUGGAGCUCAGCAGCGACGAUGAGGGGGAUGUAACAUUGAGGCCAUGA
Messenger RNA from Fusarium vanettenii 77-13-4, 4146 nucleotides. RefSeq lists its product as uncharacterized. The transcript has 3 exons. Bases 1 to 4146 code for a protein of 1381 amino acids. Gene Ontology annotation, biological process: regulation of ARF protein signal transduction. Gene Ontology annotation, molecular function: guanyl-nucleotide exchange factor activity. NCBI's taxonomy places the organism in Eukaryota, Fungi, Ascomycota, Sordariomycetes, Hypocreales, Nectriaceae. The record is from RefSeq and is a predicted model, not a curated record.